GUGUUCGCCUCAACGUUUAAAACCCUGUUUAUUUAAACAAAGAUAACGUUAUUCGAUAUUUCUAAAACUAUAUAAUAUGUACAUGCAGUUAUAGCACAUAAUACUAUAGUAUAAGGGUAAAAUUAGACCUCUGACAAACCAGGAAAUACGAGUUUGAGGACAACUGCGUAGUUUCACUUUCAUUCACGUUACAGAUUGGAUAUCUCGUGCAGGUUUGUUCGAAGCUUUUCUUCGCCUAUUUUAAUUAAUGUCGUAAAUUCGUGAGCGCAUAUAUGUCCCUUUGUGACGUCUAAACAUCACACACUAUCUCAUGUGUGUUAAUCAAGUAACAAGAGCACAUAUCCUAAUUAAACAUUCAGAAAGCUGACGUUAAACUCAUAUUUUCCGCCAUGUUAUUAUUCGCAAAGUAUUUUUAUUGUACACCAGUAGCUUUGUUCUGUGCUCUUUUUGCUGGCAACCAUGCCAUGACCGUCAACAUGAACAAAACCGUGCUGCCUUUUCCCUGGGAUAAGAUGAGGUUACCAGAAAUUGUCAAACCCCAGCAUUAUGACCUCCUCAUACACCCUAACUUGACCUCUCUUACGUUUACUGGAGAGGUUCAGAUCCAAAUAGAGGUAAAACAGGACACCAGAUCCAUCAUCCUUCACAGCAAGAACCUCCAGAUCUCCAAAGCUCGUCUUUUAGGCUCCAGACAUCAUCAUCAUCAGGAUCUUCAGAUCAGUGAGUUUGAAGCCAAUGAGCAAAUUGCACUCAUCUCUGAAGGCUUCACUUUUGAGAAAGGAAGCCAUGUGGUGCAUUUGGAGUUCUAUGCCAACUUAUCUGACAGCUUCCAUGGCUUUUAUAAAGGCCAAUACACUACAAAUAGAGGGGAGGUUAGGAUGUUGGCGUCCACUCAGUUUGAGCCGACACAUGCUCGAGCUGCCUUUCCUUGUUUCGAUGAGCCUGCAUUCAAAGCCAACUUUACCAUCCGCGUGCGCAGAGAAUCAAGGCACAUAUCCAUCUCAAACAUGCCCAAGCUGAGAACUGUAGAGCUGGCGGACGGGAUUCUGGAGGAUCAAUUUGACACCACGGUAAAGAUGAGCACCUACCUAGUGGCCUUCAUCAUCAGCGAUUUCGACUCCAUCAGUAAAAAAAGCCAGCAUGGAGUUGAGAUAUCAGUGUAUACAGUUCCUGAGAAGAUCGGUCAAGCAGAGUAUGCUCUCGACACCACCGCCGUCACAAUGCUCGACUUUUAUGAUGAGUAUUUUGACAUCCCGUAUCCGCUUCCCAAACACGAUCUCGCGGCCAUCCCGGAUUUCCAGUCAGGUGCUAUGGAGAACUGGGGUCUGUCGACGUACCGAGAGUCCGGUUUACUCUUUGACCCAGAGAAAUCUUCUUCCUCUGACAAAUUAGGCACCCAAGUCAUCGCUCACGAACUAGCCCAUCAGUGGUUUGGAAACCUGGUCACAAUGCAGUGGUGGAACGACCUGUGGUUAAACGAGGGCUUUGCCAAGUUCAUGGAGUAUGUGUCCGUCAACAUCACUCACCCUGAGCUGCAAGUGAAUGAUUAUUUCCUGGAGAAGUGCUUCACCGCCUUAUCUGUGGACUCUUUGAGCUCCUCACACCCCGUUUCCACUCCAGUGGAGAAUCCCGCAGAGAUCAGCGAAAUGUUUGAUGACGUUUCCUAUCGGAAGGGCGCGUGUAUCCUGAAUAUGCUGAGGGAUUUUCUGACUCCGGAGGUGUUCAAGUAUGGUAUUAUAAAUUACCUGAAGAAACACAGCUACCAGAACACAGUCAACGCACACCUCUGGGAGAGUCUUACCAAUAUCUGCACUUCAGAUGGAUUGGAUUCAGGGAGACUAAAACUUGACGGAUUCUGCUCCAAAAGCACGGCUGAAACGCCAGCCUCUAAGUGGUUCAAGGAGGACAGUGUUGACGUUGGAGCCAUCAUGGACACCUGGACUCUGCAGGAGGGCUUUCCGUUAAUCACUGUGGAGGUCAAAGGUCAAGAGGUCACUCUUAAACAGGAGCGCUUCCUGAAAGGAGCAGAAUCUUCAAAUUCAUCAAGCUUCCUGUGGCAGGUUCCUCUGACGUACAUCACCAGCGGCAGUAAUGCAGUGCAGCGUUUCUUGCUGAAAACUGAAAGAGAUGUGUUUUACCUGCCAGAGAAGGUGGAGUGGAUUAAAUUCAACGUGGAUCUGCGAGGAUAUUAUAUUGUGCAUUAUGAGUCUGGAGGCUGGGAUUGUUUGAUUAAGCAGCUCCGAAUGAACCACACUGUGUUCAGCAGCAACGACAGAGCCAGUCUCAUACAUGACAUCUUCCAGCUGGUCAGCGUUGAGAAGGUCCCUCUGGAUAAAGCUCUGAAUCUGAGUUUGUAUCUCAGUAAAGAGUCAGAGAUCAUGCCGGUGACGCAGGGCUUCAGUGAACUGGUGCCGCUUUACAAACUCAUGGAGAAGAGAAACAUGCAGGAACUGGAGAACCAGCUCAAGGGUCAUCUAGUGAAGUUAUUCCAGCCGCUGAUUGACCGGCAGAGCUGGUCUGAUGACGGGUCUGUGUCCGAGCGGAUGCUUAGGAAUUAUCUGCUGCUCUUUGCGUGUGUCCGCCGCUACCCGUCCUGCGUCAGCACCGCCACACAGCUCUUUCACAAAUGGAAGGAGUCUGAUGGCAAAAUGUGGCUUCCUACCGACGUCAGUUUGGUGGUCUACACUGAAGGGGCGCGAACAGACGAAGGCUGGGACUUUUUGUUAGAGAAAUACAAGCGAUCCGUCUCUCCAUCAGAGAAGUGGAUGAUUAAAGCUGCCCUCUCGUACAGUCCGUUAGCUCACAAGCUUCAGUGGCUUUUGGAAAGAAGCAGUGAAGGAGAGAUCAUGAAAACUCAAGACCUGCCGUCGAUGCUAAUCAGCGUCAGUAAAAACCCCAAAGGUUUCAAACUGGCCUGGGACUUCCUGAAAAGCAACUGGGGGAAACUUGUGAAAAAGUUUGAUCUGGGCUCGUCAGCAAUAUCUCGUGUGGUCGUCGGAGUCACCGAUCAAUACUCCACCAAAGAAAUGCUUGAUGAGGUGGAGUUGUUCUUUGGGUCUCUGGCGCAGGAUCAGGGCUCCGGGCUUCGCAGUAUUCAGCAGGCUCUGGAGAAAAUCCAGCAGAACAUCCUCUGGAUGGACAGGAACAUCCCACUGCUCAAAGCCUGGCUGGACCAUCACAGUCCAUGAUGCUCCAGAAAGUGUGUUCAGCUGUGUGUGAAUGACAUAUCAGGACUCAAAUCUGGAUGUCAUACAGCAGGUAUGACACUGGUAUUACAGGAAGGUGAAAUAUGAGGACGUCAGCAGUUCUCCAAAAGCUUACAAAUCACACAGAAUGAGUAUUUUACAGGAAGUAAAACUGUGUGUUCCUGUGAGGGUUGGGGUUUAGGGUUUAUGGUGGGGUUAGGGAAAUAUAAAAUACACUUUGUACAGUACAAAAACAAUGGAAACCUAUGGAACGUCCCCAUUUACAGCGGUUUCACACUGCAAGCAUAACUGCACUGUUGUAGAACAUCCACAGCGGCUCCAAACAAGGCUUUACGUGAAGCACUCACACAAUCUACAAUAAAGACCUCCUCAUUUUUCUGUGCUGACCGCACCGAAUGCACUUUUCUGUUCUGAGAACGACAGGCACACUGCACUGGCUUUUUUCACUGUGUGCUGUGCUUUUUAUUUUAAUGGGAUGCAGGGAAGUAGCUGCUUUUUAAUAAUAUUGUGAUAUUCAGGAUUGGUGAAGUCCCACAGCUCCGCAUCAGUCGAAACUGCGACCGAUAGUUUCCAUUCCGUCUUUAAAAGUCUCCGUAGUCGUCUUGACAACACAAACACUGCACUCAUGUCAACAGAAACCCCGCCUCUGCUUUCAUUUGAUUGGAGAAUCUAAAAUACGCUACUGAUGUGUAGUGCGUUUAUUCCGCUUAAAGUUUACUUUCUUUUAAUCUGGACACGCAGCUCAAAACAGAAACUUGCAAAUUGUCGUCCCACAUCCGAGCUCUUGUGAUUGGCUCACUGCUGUGGAACUGACAGUGAUGAGCACCGCCGCAUGAGAAAGUUGUCGAUCUUUUAACUUGACACAGCGUCUAAAAACAUCGUGCUCACGUGCGCGGCGCUUCAUAUAAUUCAAGAUGUGAGCGUAACGGUCACACACACAUCCAUCAAGUGCGUUCACAUUGAAAAACAAUAGAAAAGUACCAUGUUCUGUGUGAACGGCCCCUAAGACUGCAUUUUGACAUUAUUAACAUUUAACUCCUAAGAUAUUUUUCCAGAAUUCCUUUAUUAUCAUCACAUUAAUAUUGUUUGCUGGAUAAUGGUGUCUUUAUGGUAAAUUAAACUGGCAUUUAAGUUAUUUAGUAAAACGUGAACCCGCAUACCCCUCAGUGCAGUUGCGUAUCGCAGACGUGUCUGAUCACAUUACAUUUAUAAUGCAUUGGUUAUCUAAAUUUCUAAAGUCCAAUCAGAUGGGGCCUUACUAUCUUAAGCCCUGCCUCCCCAGUAAUUGCUGCUCUGCUAUUGGCUUGGCUAAACUGGACUGACAGUUCCAAUUUCCUACAACUUCUAAAGCGCUAUAGAAAUAAAGAUGAAUUGAAUUGGAGCAGCCCAAAGCUAAACUCAGAGCUAAAAAUGGCAGGAAUUGAGGUGUGUUUUUUUUUAAAUACACCAUACUUGGACCCAAAUGGAAUAAUUAAAAACCUAUUUAGCCUCACAUUUCAGAUCUGCAACAACAGUUCUUGUUAAACACACCAGACAUGAUGCUUAUCUGUGCAUUUAUAGAAUGUUUUGAGUGAAAUCAGAUUUAUUUGUGGAAAUCAAAAGUGCUCUGUUGGUUUAAGCCCUCCCAAUGUGUUCACACUGAACAAAACACACACACACACACACACACACACACACAGCUCACGCUUGCAGUGUGAAACCGCAGUUUUCUGGACACAUGGAAGUGCCUUUGAAUUGGCUCCGUCAUGCUGAAUAUGCGAGCAGAUUGUAACAGGAAGUGUAAAUAAUAAAUUAUUUUAUGAAACCAACUAAAGCAUAGUUUGAUGAUGUCAAAUCAUAGGAGUUCUGGGUCAUUGAUUUCUGGAAAUGUACAUAUUCAUAAUGACUGCAUGCUAUAUUCAGUGUGUGUUUAAUCACGCUUCAUGAGUUCUAAUUUUGAUGUGAUGAAUAUGACACACUGAGCUCAAUCGUAUGCUUGCAUCAACUGAAAUGCUUAGUAUUAUUUACUGGGAGCGCAAGGUGUCAACAGAUAAGGCUGAUUUAUACUUCUGCGUGCUACGGCGCACCCUAUGCGUGGACGCAUAGCCCCUCGCCGUGGCCGUCACUGACGUGCACCUCUCAUCAAGGAUCCUCAGGACUGCAACAAGUCUAAAACCCAGGGUCUGUCAUGGUAUGGGGUUGUGUCAGUGCCCUUGGCGAUGGUAACUUGCACUAUGAUGCAUCAUUAUUGCUGAAAAGUACAUAGGGGUGUUGGAACACAAUAUGCUGCUGCCUUUGUGGGGAAAGUGGAUAAAGGUACUUGACUGGCCUGCCUGCAGUCCUGACCCGUCUCCAAUAGAGAAUGUGUGGCGUAUUUUGAAAACACAGUACUGUUGCCAGCCUUAAGACUUGUUUGCAAGAAGGAUGUGACAAGAUUACACCUGAAACACUGUCCUAAACGUCUUGUAAGUGUUGUAAACAGGAAUAGCAACAUUACAAAGUGCUAAAUGCUUUACCGUUUGUUGAAAUGUGUUGCAGGAAACUGGAAUAUGUGUUUAUUUUUAAACACAACAAUAAAAAAGCAACACAUUAA
This is a messenger RNA of Danio aesculapii, 5778 nucleotides long. RefSeq names its product endoplasmic reticulum aminopeptidase 1-like. Gene Ontology annotation, biological process: peptide catabolic process; proteolysis. Gene Ontology annotation, cellular component: cytoplasm. Lineage: Eukaryota; Metazoa; Chordata; Actinopteri; Cypriniformes; Danionidae. The record is from RefSeq and is a predicted model, not a curated record. Gene Ontology annotation, molecular function: zinc ion binding; metalloaminopeptidase activity; peptide binding.